AUGGAGCAGCCAGGGCAAACAAUCAUUGGACCUUCGGACCAAUGGCUGCACAUUACAGCACGAAGUCCUUUUACAACCCUCCCCGGUAGUUCUCAAGAUCAGCAGGCACUCAGUCUAAAUGAGGCUGUCUCCAUCCCUACCACUGCCAGGGAAGGAGUUACUGUCCCUUGGUCGAGCAUCUUUCGUCUCAGUUGGGCAGUUCUACUUGCCCAAUACGGAUGCUCCACAGCUGUUCAGCUCGAAGCAGAUAUAAUUGCUGUUCAGCUCGAAGCAGAUAUAAUUGAGGCCAAAAACAGUACAGUGAUCAGAAAGGCAAAGAAUAGCACCACUGUUCAUGUCUCAUCUGAACAUAAUAUACAAACUGUUCUCGACGACCUCGAAAAACAACAACAGCAGUUCAGUGCCUCCGGCUCAGAGUUCGUCACUUCAAAGCAGAAUGGGAGUGAGGAUGUACAAGGGUCCCAUGUGUCAGUCAUUAUGCCAUGGAGCUCUGAUAGCUGUGACGGUAUAGCUGGUGCUUCUCAAGCCGCGAAGCAUCCUUCAAAUUGGAAAGAUCACUCCAAUCUUGAUCUUGAGAACAACGAGAUCUUGCGCCUAAUAAUCGUGCCAGGAGCAUCAGGACGUCGUUUCUUCUUUCAUGUUCAAUACUCCUCUGCCCUGGGCUCCAUAGAUGUUGCUGUCAGGAUAAUGCAUCAGUUUGCACACAUUACUCGCCAGAUCAUCUCAAGCUCGACAAAGUCAUUGCAACUUUUGAAUAUGAUGCCAACUGUUGACCAAACAACGCUUCAUGAAUGGAACAGUGAAACAUUCCCACCAAUCUCAAGUUGCUUUCAUCAUAUGGUCACUGCCCAUGCCAAGAAUGACCCUUCCACUCCCGCGAUCUCGGCAUGGGAUGGAAACUUCAACUAUGGCGAGCUUGAUGCGCUCUCUGACAGCCUGGCUUCUCGGCUGGUGCACAGCGGGCUCUCCAAAGGAACAAUUGUACCUCUAUUGUUUGAAAAGUCUAAAUGGAUGGUUGUCAGCGUCUUGGCCGUCCUGAAGGCUGGUGGAGCCUGUGUUGGUCUCUGCAACAGUCAUCCCGACUCAUACGUCAAAGGAAUUCUCGAGCAAACCGGCGCUGGAAUUAUUCUUUGUUCGCCCUCACAAGCUCACCGACUUCAAGGUAUUCAACGCGUUCCCUGGAUUGUUCCUGAUGUCCUCGAAAACGCGCCGGCCUCCGAAAACUGCUCCGAUGUGACAUUGGCUACGGUAUCUUCAGAUCCCAGUGAUCUGGCAUUCGUGAUUUUCACCUCAGGUAGCACCGGAAAUCCAAAAGGAGUACUUCUAACUCAUCAGUCUAUUUCAACUUCGGCGCAUUACCACGGCCUUGCAGUCAAUGUAAAACCUACGUCUCGGAUUUUGCAAUUUUCCUCAUACGCCUUCGACAUGAGCGUCAUUGAGACGUGGUAUGCACUAGCCCGUGGUGGUUGUCUCUGUAUUCCAUCCGAAACUCAGCGACUUCUCGAUCUAGGUACCUUUAUUCAAGAUCACCGCGCGUCUUGGGCAUUCUUCACCCCAACCAUGCUACGCGCUUAUCGGCCCGGCGAUCUACCCGGUCUAGAGAGCAUCGUUCUUGGAGGCGAGAACGUGACACGAGAUCUCGUAUUGCAAUGGAAAGACCACGCCCGUCUCUUUGAUCUCUGGGGUCCUGCGGAGUGUGCUGGUGCAGCGGGCUGUGAAAUUGUACCAAAGAGCUGGGUUCCAGGGACGUUCGGUCGUGGCGCUGGCUGCCACAUCUGGAUCGUGCGGCCGGAUGAUUCUGACCACCUGAGUCCGGUUGGAGCAGUGGGUGAGCUGGUUAUUGAAGGUCACAUUGUUGGUCGGGGCUACUUGAAUGAUCUCAUUCGCACCGAGCAGGUGUUCGUUUCGCCGCCUAAGUGGCGGUCGAUGUUCUCGGCUCCAGUACAGGGUCAUUUCUACAAAACGGGAGACCUCGGCCAAUACAAUGCUGAUGGAAGUGUACGAUAUGUCUCGCGAAAGGACACUAUGGUCAAGAUCAACGGACAGCGUGUUGAUGUGGAUGCUGUGGAGGUGGCCAUCCGCACUCUCCAGCCACAGCGCCAGGUCGCUGUAGACGCAGUGUUAUUAGAUGGCCGCCAUGAAAGGACGGACCCAGUGCUGAUAGGCUUUAUUGAAACUCCUGCCGGUGCGGAGUGGGCUGAGGAAGAGCAUCUGGCCCCUACCACGCGGCCUAUACGCGAUCCAGUCACAUACAUCAUGGAAGCUACACAAUUACAAAACGAGCUCUCCCACUGUCUACCUCGUUUCAUGGUACCAGCCUUUUUGAUUCCGCUGACUCGUCUCCCCCUCGGCGCUACCGGCAAGGUGGAUAAAAAGCGCUUGCGAGCCUCUGUGUGCACACUGUCCCAUACAGAUCUUGUGUCCUGGCUCAAUCCAAAGUCUACAUCGUCAUCAUCAUCCGAAUGUGGUUCUCCAUGCCCCAAAAUUCCAAAGAACAAGACCGAGCAUCUCAUCGUUGAUAACGUUGCUAAAAUCCUUGGAAUGGAUAAAUCCAUGAUCGACAUGGAGACAUCCUUCCGGCAGCUUGGAGGCGAUUCCGUCACAGCAAUUCAGCUGGCAAGACAUCUAGUAGAAAAUGGCCUAACUCCGCGAGUGGAGGACAUUCUUACCGGAAGUUGGACUCUGACUGAGCUCGCAGCAACAGUCCAACAGAUGACGCUAGCUCGUGCCUGUGUACCGGUUCCGUUCUCCUUGAUGAUCCCUGAAGAUCGGGUUACAGCCUUGAGAGAGAGUGCUGCCACGCAGUGCGGUGUUUCUGAUGCUCAAAUUGAGGAUAUGUAUCCUUGUACACCGUUGCAAGAGGGUCUGCUCACUCUCACUACCCGAUCGGCGUCGGACGCGUACGUCGACCGAUUUCUCUGCGGUGUUCCUCCGACUACCGAUUUUGAUCGCCUCGAGCAUGCUUGGAAACUGGUCAUUGAGCGGGUCCCUACACUAAGAACCCGGAUCGUGCAGAUUUCUGGAAGCCCCGCAUUCCAGGUCGUGAUCCGUAACACUGAAAUAGUCCCCACGUUAUACCCAGAUGUCGAUAGUUUUUUGACGGGUGACUGUGCUGUUGAAAUAGCCUUCGGAUCACCGCUGUUCCGCCUAAGUCGUGUUGCAACAGAGCCGGAGACUUUGGCAAUCACAAUUCAUCACGCCAUAUACGACGGAUGGACAUUUUCACUGUUACUGAGGCUAGUGGAGCAAACCUACCAGGGCUCUUCUGUUGUGCAACCGUUGCCGUUCUCCCUCUUUGUCCAGCAUCUGCAACAGAAGCAGGAUUCUAUUGCCACUGCUGAAUUUUGGCGGCGUGAGAUGGCUGAUGUCCAGCCGAUCACUUUCCCUGAGUAUCCAGCUCCGGAUUACUAUCCUCGAGCGGCAACCGUCGUCCACAGGGAUGUUGAAAUGCCCUUGACCACAUCAUCUGCCCCGGCUACAGUCGCCGGCCCAACGACACGACUAUGCCUGGCUUGGGCGAUGUUACUUUCCCUUUACAGUGGCACACAAGAUGUUGUAUUUGGCAAUGUAAUGGACGGGCGCCGGGUAGAUCUUCCUGGCAUUGAAGCAGUAGCUGGGCCCACGUUGAGCACUGUCCCCGUUAGGGUUCAACUUCAGCGCCAAUCGACCGUUCGGGACAUGCUUCAGCAGAUGGAAGAAACAAUGACUCGAAGAAUUCCGUUCGAGCACUCCGGUCUGCAAAAUAUUGCCCGUACGGGCUCCGAUGCCGCUCUAGCGUGUCAAUUCCGCAGUCUGCUCGUGGUACAAUCCGAUCCCGAGGUAUUUGAAUCACCAGUACUGGGCAAUAUUGAGGUUCGUCUAGGAGGGGGUGUGCAAGGAUUCCCCGGAUUUGGGCUGAUCCUCAUUUGCCACCCUCAUCCACAACGUCAGUCCUACACUUUGCUUGUAGAUGAAGCCCUGGUCUCACAGCGACAGGCGUCGCAGAUGCUCGAGCAGUUCAGUCAUCUGCUUCAUGAGCUCAGAGAAGACACUCGAUUGCUUGGUGACAUCGACUUGCUCUGCCGUGGCGAUCGAGCUCAGCUUUCGAAGUGGCAUAGUGAUAUACCAGAGAGCUGUGACUACUGCGUGCAGGAGGUGAUCGGCCAGAGGGCCACUAUUCGGCCCAACAAGAUCGCCUUGUCCGCAUGGGAUGGCGACUUGACAUACGCCCAAUUAGAUCGUCUGUCCUCAAUAGCUGCCUCAGACUUGAAAGCCAAAGGUACAUUGCAUGGUACUGUGAGCUGCAUUCUCUUUUCUCACUCACGAUGGGUUGCUGUGGCCAUUCUCGCCGCUAUGAAAGCCGGCACCCCAUUUAUCAUGUUAGAUCAAGACCAGCCACAGGCUCACCAUCAGGCCCUCUGCCAGAGAGUCGAGGCAAAACUAGUCCUGACGUCCGAGAAUUUGGUCGCCCAGGCCAACGGUCUUGGGCUUGACUCCGUGUAUGUAAUUGGUCCCCAGUUGGAAGAUCUGGAUUGCCCUAGCCAACUUCAGAUUGCACCCGGACAAUCUCCAACAAGCAAAGAUAUCGCCUACAUUAUCUUCACGUCCGGAUCGACGGGUCAACCAAAAGGAGUGAUGAUCGAGCACUGCCAAUUUGCCGCGGCCGCUGUGGCUCAGCAGAAACAUCUUCAUAUCAACUCGGCAUCUCGAGUCCUUCAUCUCUCUUCUUACGCCUUUGACUCCUUUGCUGUGGAGAUUCUUACAACCCUUUGCGCCGGAGGGACGGUGUGCGUUCCAACAGAACAAGAUUGUCGCCAUGACAUUGUUCAAACAAUUCGACGAUUCCAGGCCACCUGGAUGGUGAUCACGCCAUCAAUGUUAAGAUUGAUUGACACGGGCGAUGUUUCAAGCCUUGAGACUCUGGUUGCGGUCGGAGAAUCUAUGUUACCUGCGCAGGCGGAAUAUUGGGGAUCUCGCGUUCGGCUUCUCUGUGGAUAUGGGCCGACUGAGUGCUGUACUGGCGCCUCGGCCUAUCCAAUCGACCCUGCAAACAUGGAUGUGCGCAAUAUUGGAGCAGGAAUGGGAUCACGUCUUUGGCUGGUACAUCAAGAGAAUCAUCAUUCUUUAGUGCCUGUUGGGACAAUUGGCGAGAUUAUUAUUCAGGGCCCGAUUGUUGGACGGGGAUACUUGAACGACCCCCAGAAGACGGGAGAAGUGUUUCUCGAGUCUGCUGACUGGGUAUCGCAAUUUACCUCUAACCCACAAAACCGUCUGUAUAAAACCGGAGAUCUUGGACGGUACAACGAGGAUGGCACUUGCACAUUCUUAGGUCGUAUUAGCCAACAGAUCAAGGUUCGCGGUCAGCGCCUAGAUCUUCCAGUGCUCGAACACCACCUUCAUCAGGUUCUCGAUGCGAACUGCAUGGCAAUUGCAGCAGUAAUUAUUCCUGGGGGGGCAAAUGUCCAUCCUGUCCUUGUGGCCAUGAUCCACCUUCACGCCGACGAUGACCCUAAAGAUGCGCCAGGAGAACAAGAAGUGUUUUCCUCGCAUUCUCCUACAUUCACUUCGCUAGCUCUCAGAGCCCAGGAAGCGCUUCAGCACGCUUUAUCGCCAGCAAUGGUUCCAUCUCUGUUCCUACAACUCCCGCGGUGGCCACUACUUGUAUCCGGCAAAGUCAACCGACAGGUUCUUCAGCGGACGGCAUCCGCAUUGCCAGCGGCAGAACUAUUCAAACUUGGACGUUUGGCAGUAAGCCCGGACGAGGAGACUCUCCACGAAGACGAAAGCGUGGCUUGGACGCUUUCACAUUGGCUGGUAAAUAUUUUCAACGAGCGUGUCAAGUCGUCCCAGUCGGCUUCUAUUCCCAGCGGGACGGACGACUGCACAGAUGAAACCCAAAUCGCCGGUCGUAAUGUCACACCGGUGCGACUGGGUAUGGACUCAAUUGAUAUGAUGGCUUUCGCGCGGAUGAUCGCGCGCGAGUAUGAUGUUACCAUUCCCACAACGACGCUUUUCCAGAGCUCCCUGACAGUGCGUAUGAUUGCCGAGAUCAUCCUCGCUGAAAGAUCUCCCGCAAAACUGUCACAGCCAGACACAAAACAGGCCCGUUGGUGGAUUGACUAUCAAAGGCUGAAGGGCGCCGUGGAGAAUCUGCAGAGUUCAAAGGUCACCACUCUCUGUCGUGAUGCGCCUCAAACUGAACACAUAGCUCCAGCAGCGCGGUCCGUCUUUCUCACUGGUGGUACAGGAUUCCUGGGCUCGCGACUGCUUCAACAGUUGGUUGUAAGCCCCGAUGUGUCAUCUGUGGUCGUGCUUGUCCGGGGAACUACCAGUGUCACCAAAGCAAUGGCUCGCAUUAUCCAAUCGGCGAGACUGGCGCAGUGGUGGAGGGACGACUACCGACGCAUGAUUGACGUCUGGCUAGGGGAUCUGGCACUCCCUCAACUGGGUCUGUCGGAUGAUCAAUGGUCGAUUCUUUGUGGCAAUUCCGAGUCUCACUUUGAUGCAAUCAUUCACAAUGGCGCGAUGGUGCACUGGGUUUACGAUUACGAUGUCCUGCAAGCUAGCAAUGUUCAAAGUACAUUUGAGUUCCUGCGGGCUUUAUCGUCCAGUGCCCAUCCCACCAACUUUACGUAUGUCUCGGCUCUACGGCCUGGGGAAACGCAAGUCCCCGUUGCGGAAGAAGUUUACGAUUCACUGUCUGCAGCCGAGGGAUACAGCCAGACCAAGUCAGUUUCUGAGAUGCUCAUUCAGCACUAUGUAAAGUGCCACGGAAGACACGACAGGACUUUCUCAAUUGUGCGGCCAGGUCUCAUGAUGGGCUCAGUUGCGGAUGGUAUUUCCAACAUGGAUGAUGUGAUUUGGCGCACCGUUUCGGCCGCCAUCAAUGCUGGCGGAUACAACGCAAAGGAGGACAAUUCCUGGAUCUAUAUUGCGCCUGUGGACUGGGUUGCCACCGUCAUCGUCUUUGAGACCAUUCACGCAUCUUUGGUUGCUGCAGAUACAGUCAGUCUAACUGUCCUCGAGGAUGGUUUGCUCGUCCAAGACUUCUGGCAAGCUAUUAUCCAGGCCACAUCGAUGUCAUUGCUACCCAUGGAUGGUGCAAAAUGGUUGGCGCAGAUCGAAAACCAAAUACACGCAAUUGGAAAGCACCACCCCCUAUGGCCUGUCAUUGAUCUUUUCCAAGCCAGUUCAGGCUGUAUAGGAUCACCCCUUGGAGAUGGGCGCAAGGUCGAGCAACCACGAGGGUCAAGUCUGAGUAUGAUCUGGAUGACAGUGUUGCGAAGCGCACAGUACCUGACCUCGAUGGGUUACUGGGAGGACAUGACGAAAAGUACGCAUCAUGAUGAGGAGAUAAACAGGCUUGCUUUCGGACGCGCGAGAUCAACAUUGAAUAUCUUGGCUUAG
Molecule: messenger RNA, 7386 nt
Organism: Penicillium nucicola
Lineage: Eukaryota; Fungi; Ascomycota; Eurotiomycetes; Eurotiales; Aspergillaceae
Exons: 1
Coding region: 1-7386 (2461 amino acids)
Biological process (GO): amino acid activation for nonribosomal peptide biosynthetic process; secondary metabolite biosynthetic process
Cellular component (GO): cytoplasm
Molecular function (GO): catalytic activity; phosphopantetheine binding
Source: RefSeq, a predicted model, not a curated record